CUUCCUAGGAAACGCAAAUUUGCGUGCGGCGCAAGCUGUCUAUGGGCGCAAGUAACCCAAAACACCCAUGCAUAUAACUCGAGCGAUAAGAAACUGAAACUGAUAAGGAAGCAUUAUAUUCCACGGCGAUGUGACCAAGGGUUCGUUUGCUUUGAACUAGCUAUCUCUUGAGUGAAGUGCCCCCAUCCAUAGACAUGGCAGAGCAAGACCCAGAUCACCACCAAACAACAGAAUGCAAGGACGAAUCAUCAGCUGAGUUAAAACAGGGGGAGACUGAUAUUUCUCCGAAUGAAGAGCAGCAACUCUCCGUAGAUUCGGCUUCAUCAUCUGCAUCCACAAACAGAGAGACUAACGACAAUGGUGAAGACGUGGAGCAGUCUGACGUUAAAAACGGUGAUUCAGCUGAAAAGAAGACGGGGCCUCUUCCAGAACGGUCUUCGCCCUCAGAUGAGGACACAGCACGGAAGGUGAAGGAGAACAGCGCGUCACUUGAUGUAGGAAGUCAUGGUGAUUACAGGAGCAAGACACCAGGGAACGAGCCAUCGACCACGCCAGCUGAAGAGAUCUCCAAAGGCAAGGAAGAAGAAACACAGUCCACAAACAUUGAUCAUGCCUCAUCAUCUGAGUUAAAACAGUGGAAGACUGAUAUUUCUCCAAAUGAAGAGCAGCAACUCUCCGUAGAUUCGGCUUCAUCAUCUGCAUCCACAAACAGAGAGACUAAUGACAAUGGUGAAGACGUGGAGCAGUCUGAAGUUCAAAAAGGUGAUUCAGCUGAAAAGAAGACGGGGCCUCUUCCAGAACGGUCUUCGCCCUCAGAUGAGGACACAGCACGGAAGGUGAAGGAGAACAGCACGUCACUUGAUGUAGGAAGUCAUGGUGAUUACAGGAGCAAGACACCAGGGAACGAGCCAUCGACCACGCCAGCUGAAGAGAUCUCCAGAGAAAACUACACCGGGGGGGAGAAGAAGAAAGCACCAGAAAUAACCAGCCCCCCAGCCCUGGGUGUCAGAAAGGAUGAUCAAGUAGAUCUACAUAAUGAAGAAAGCCCAGACCCUAACAACACUGAAGCUGGAGAGGAUGAUGGAAGCAGCCCAAAGACGGAUUUAACUCCUGAGGAAGAAAAGGAUAUACAGGAUAACACCUCCCCACAGAGAAAGGAAAAGGUUGAUGUUCCUACGGCUCAGGAGUCUGCUGAUGCUCAACAUGCACUUCCAGAGGUUAAUCGAAAUCAAGCAGGAAGUAUAAUAUGCCUGAUAGGUAUAUUGGUGGUAGUUGUUGCCUUGCUGGUGCCGCAUCUCCAACCCGCGUCUCCACCUCAGAAAGAAGAUGUGCGGCAAAUAGACAUCUUCCUCAGGCAGUUGGAAAAAGUAAAGACUCAGUUUCCUAACCAGAGUGCUGAGCUCUGGAAGAGGAGCAAGAUCCACCUGCUGAGGCACCUCCAGUCAGCCCAGCCCACAGAGCCAGUCAGUCUGAUCCUGACUGCAGGCCACAGAGCUGAGACCACACUGCGCUGCCUGGCUCAGGGGCUGGCCUCCGCCUUCUCGUCUGCCCUCAACGCCUCCGUCCUCCACAUCGAUGGAGCCAGCAAAGCCAGCCAGGACAGCGACCAGGUCAAACUGGACAUCGACAGCAAGCUGCAGGGAGCUUUCGAAGGAGACAAACCCGUGGCGGUCAUUGAGCGCUUCGAAGAGCUGCCUCCGGGCUCCACCCUUAUUUUUUAUCGCUACUGCGACCACGAGAACGCCGCUUAUAAGAAGACGUGUCUGAUCUUCACAGUACUGCUGGGGGACGAAGAGGAGAUUCCUGCCGAGACUCGUUUGAGUACCGUGGAGGAGAUGGUGGACGACCAUCUGCAGAAGAAGUUCCUUUCGGAUGGCCAUCCAGUAUCUUUUGACAGGAUGGACCUCGAUAAGUACGGUGGACUGUGGAGUCGUAUUUCUCACCUCAUCCUGCCUGUGGCAGCAGAGGAAAGGAUAGAACAUGAAGGGUGCUAGGACAUUAAUACUCACUCUUGUUGGAGCUUUUAGUCUAAGCACUUACUGUAACUACUGUCCGAUUUCUCACUGGUUGACUCUGGUCAUUCUGGGGCUAGUAGCAGUGGUUUUAAAGACCCAAUGGUUUCUUACAUAUAAUAUAUUGAAGAAAGUAGAAAUAAGACGCUUAAUAUUAUGCCGAUUAUGAUAUGGGAUGUUUGUAUAAAAAAUCUGUGGAUAUUGAUUGUGAAAAAAAAACCCAGCUAUGGUGCUUUAUUCUAAUAGUACUUUGAUCAAAUGUAAUUAUGGAUAAAUUGCAACAUGAUUCAACUGGGCGGUUUGUGGAUUUUAACAUCAAAAAGAGUUACAAAGCAGAACAAUUUGUUUGGUAUCUCAACACAGGGUUAAUUGUUUUUUUAUGAUAAAUGUCUUUUCUGUGAUUCUCAAACCUACAUGGCACCACAUGCCUUAAUUGAACUCCCCAUGUUCUUUUUUUAUAAAUACAUAGUUAUCCCACUAUAGGAAGGAGUUUGAUGAUAAAAUAAGUGCAUAAAUUGAAUGUGCCUUAAAGUCUGAAUAAACAAGCCAAUCCAAACGCUUCA
Messenger RNA from Perca flavescens (yellow perch), 2575 nucleotides. RefSeq names its product torsin-1A-interacting protein 2. Lineage: Eukaryota; Metazoa; Chordata; Actinopteri; Perciformes; Percidae. Gene Ontology annotation, molecular function: ATPase activator activity. Gene Ontology annotation, cellular component: membrane. The record is from RefSeq and is a predicted model, not a curated record. The coding region runs from base 195 to 1994 and encodes 599 amino acids. The transcript has 11 exons. Gene Ontology annotation, biological process: membrane organization.